AUGGAGGAGGAAAGGGAGGGAGAGGCACCUGGGCUGCCUGCAAAGCGCUGUGAAGUCCGGGGCGCAUGUCUGGAGGUGACGCCAGGCCCCGGGACCUACAGCCCAGAGAAGGCACCCCCCAUGCGCCAUCGGACACCCCCGGCUUUCACCCUGGGCUGCCGCCUCCACCCGAAGCCCCUGGACACCUCGGCCCCUGCCCCUAACGCCUACACCAUGCCCCGUCUAUGGGGCUCACAGAUCUUCAUCAAGCCCAGCAGCCCCAGCUACACGGCGGCGGGCCGCACACCCCCUGCCCGCCCCCCCCAGGAUCCCGCCGAGAUACCCGGCCCGGGCCAGUACGACAGCCCCGACCCAAACGCAUACCGCCCACGCCUGCCUGCCUUCACGAUGCUGGGGCGGCCCCGGGCCCCGCGGCCCCCGGAGGACACACCCGGCCCCGGCACCCACUGCCCCGAGCAGGUCACGGUGAACAGGGCCAGGGCACCUGCGUACUCCAUGGGCACCCGCCACUCGCCCCGGGCGCGCGCCAUGGCCGCUGCCACGCCCGCACGGCCGCCAGGGCUCAGGUUGCCUGGCCGCUGCUGCUAG
Messenger RNA from Sapajus apella (tufted capuchin), 588 nucleotides. Its product is annotated as outer dense fiber protein 3-like protein 2. Gene Ontology annotation, cellular component: cytoskeleton; cytoplasmic microtubule. The transcript has 2 exons. The record is from RefSeq and is a predicted model, not a curated record. Bases 1 to 588 code for a protein of 195 amino acids. NCBI's taxonomy places the organism in Eukaryota, Metazoa, Chordata, Mammalia, Primates, Cebidae.